Messenger RNA from Racocetra fulgida, 690 nucleotides. Lineage: Eukaryota; Fungi; Glomeromycota; Glomeromycetes; Diversisporales; Gigasporaceae. The record is from the annotation of a GenBank genome assembly.
AUGAAAUUUACUUUUAAUAUUAUUAUCAUUACUUUUAUUACUGCCUUGUUCAGUUUUUGCCCCACCGACUCUGCAUCUUAUAACGAAUCUAUACCCUUUAAUGAAUCAGCCUCUUCUGUUCCACCACCCUCAGGGAUCUGUUUAAAAUCAAAAGUAGUCGCUAACGGCACUCAAAUUAAAAUCAAUGGUAAUCUUGGAGGAUGGUGCUCUAGCUUAAUCCAAGGACAACUUCCAGCAACCGAACUUAUGAUCUCCACUCUUAUUCUUAAACCAAAGGAUGGAUCUACUGUACCAGCAAAUCAGAAUUUUACACUAGCAAUUAAAAUCAUUAAUUUGCAAACAGGAUAUUUUUCUGAUUCUGAUAGUGAAUACUAUACCAUGCCACAAGUACUUAAUGAAGAAGGGAUCAUCAAAGGACAUUGUCAUGUUGUUAUUCAAAAAUUAACCUAUGAUAAAGACGGAGAGAUCGUUCCGAAUCCUAAUAUAUUUGCUUUUUUUAAAGGGUUGUAUGAUCCAGCUAAUGAUCAUGGUAUAUUGGAGACUGAAGUUGGCACGGCCUUAGGACCUGGUUUACCAAGUGGUAGAUACCGUAUAUGUACGAUGGUCUCUUCGUACACCCAUCAACCAGUCAUCAUGCCCGUUGCCCAACGUGGUUCACAAGAUGACUGUAUUCGUUUCACCGUCAAGUAA